AUGAAUUAUAGCUUUAUAAAAUUUUAUUGUCCUAGUAUAAUAAUAUUUACAUUCAUUGUUGGUAUAGGAUCUAGUCUUAAUAAUCCUACUGAUGAUAUUAAAGAAAAUUCUUAUAACAAUCUAAAGAGGUCGAGCCCAAAACAAUUAUAUGAACAGUAUAAAAAGGAAGUCCUAGAGACUUUCUUAAACGUGGAAUAUUUUAAAUUGGCAAUGAAAUUGGUGUACGUAAUUACUAGUAUAUCCAAGAAUGAAUGGAUUGAAUCUUUCAUUAAAUACCAUAUUGAAGAAAACAAUGUACCACGUUUAGUACAAGAAUAUAAUGAAAAAAAAAUUUUUAAAAUGGUUACAGCUUUAAAUAAUUUUAAAAAGUGGGUAUUUUGUGGUAAUACACUUGUAAAUGAAGAUUUUAAAGAUAGACUGGCUUGUAUAUUUAGAUGUGAUGUACAAAAUGGUUCAGUUUUAUUAACCAAAAAACAUUUUAAUAUUUUUAACGACAAUUUGUUUAUUCUAGGCUUGAUAAAAAUUAAGAUUGAUCAACUUUUAAGUCAAAAUGAAAGAAAUCAAGCUUGUAGAGACUUUUCGAAAUACGGUGAUUCUAUUACAGUAUCUUUUUGGGCAACAAUAUUUACAAAGUUGAUUUUAAAUAUUCUUUAA
Molecule: messenger RNA, 654 nt
Organism: Vairimorpha ceranae
Lineage: Eukaryota; Fungi; Microsporidia; Nosematidae
Exons: 1
Coding region: 1-654 (217 amino acids)
Source: RefSeq, a predicted model, not a curated record